AUGGUCGCCAACCCAUUGGUGCAACUGUCCGCCAAUGUGCAGAAAUUCAAGUUUUGCUCCGACGGCGACUGCCCUUUAUGGGCCCUGGCUGGUCUCCAUGCCCUCAGCAGCCUCCCUGCUCCUCUCUUCAGGACCCUGGUGCAGCAUGUUAUGGAGGAACAGCCGGAUGAUGGAAUCAUGGAAAUACUAAAAGACACAAGUUUAUGUUCCCGCGACGAAUCCGCGCGAGCAGCGGCGGUCAUCCGCUGGGUGGUGGAGCAGGCGCUGUCGUGCUCGUGCGCGCACGCGCAGCUCUCGCGCGACCUGCUCGUGCUCGGCGUCCCGCGCGCGCUCGCCGCCGCGCUCGCGGACGCGGCCGACGCUAGGAGAGACGCCGCUCAUAGCCACGCCAGGAAUAACGGCUUCAUGGUGAACAAAAUAACUGAUGUGGCCGCGACAUCGGGGCCCGAGGGCACAGUGGACACGUACAAACUGUCCCUGUUCACUGAUGACGUGUUCACCGGGGAGCAGAAGAAGCAAGACCUUCUCAUUGAGAAGACUCAGGCUACCGAACUGCUGAAGGAAUUGAAGAAAGCGUAUAAGAGAAUGGAGGAUGUAGAUGAUUAGAGUCGGGGUUUAGGGUCAGCGAACGCCAAGAGCUCACAACAUUUGUUCGUCAUUGUAAAUGAUUUCUACUAAUUAUAAAGUACUAGCUUUUGCCCGCGGCUUCGCACGCGUGAACUUCAGUUCUUGAAAGGAGUCAAAGCUAAAAUCUUAUUAAUUAUUAUUGUUACCAACUUCAACAAAUUUAAAUUCAAAAUUUCAUAUGUCUCGCUUCAAAAAUGACGAAGUUUCAUACAAACUGGCAACUCCUAUUUAAUCCCCUUAGGAAUGGAAUUUCGAAAUAUCCUUUCUUAGCGGACGUCUCCUAGUCUCAAUCUACCUUCCUGCCAAAUUUCAUCUUCAUGAACUCGAGUAGUUCGAGAUUUCGUGAUAUCGGCAACAUUGAGUGAAAGGGACACACAAAGACAAAGUGAGUCGUGCUGAGUAUUGGCUUGUUGUCCCGAAUCAGGGCUCGUAACCGAUAUAUAUGUACCGAAUUAAAUAACGGCCUAAACAAGUUAUUUAUUGCUCCGCUCCGAGCGAAACUCUUUGCAAGCAUUUAUUUUUCUGGGUUUAUUCAAACAAGGGCAAGACAUGGACAUCGUUAUGUUUUUUAGGGUUCCCUAGACCUAAACCAUAAACCGUUCGUAAAUUAUUAAGCUUUAAAGUGUAGUAAAAUAAUAUUGAUUGGAUCAAUAGUCUACACGAUACUAUCGAUUAUAUUGUUCGUUAUCAAUAGUGGUAGCUAGUAUAAAACAUUUGUAUACAAUGUAUGGAAAGAAAUAGCAAUUGUAUAAAGACAUAUAUUU
This is a messenger RNA of Plodia interpunctella (Indianmeal moth), 1391 nucleotides long. RefSeq lists its product as uncharacterized. The coding region runs from base 1 to 606 and encodes 201 amino acids. NCBI's taxonomy places the organism in Eukaryota, Metazoa, Arthropoda, Insecta, Lepidoptera, Pyralidae. The record is from RefSeq and is a predicted model, not a curated record. The transcript has 5 exons.